AUGCCUGCAAAGUCGAGAUUCACAAGGCUAGAUGCCUUCACAAAAACUGUCGAAGAUGCGCGAGUACGAACUACCUCGGGGGGGAUAGUGACUUUAGCAUCCCUACUGGUUGUCGUUUAUCUGAUAUGGGGUGAGUGGACGGACUAUCGACGAAUACUGGUGCAACCAGAAUUGAUAGUAGACAAGGGACGAGGUGAGAAAAUGGAGAUACACCUGAACAUGACCUUCCCACGAAUACCUUGUGAACUCCUCACACUCGACGUUAUGGACGUGUCUGGCGAGCAGCAGACUGGCGUUGCACACGGAGUGGAAAAGGUACGGUUAUCGCCGGUUGCAGAAGGGAGUAUGCCAAUUGAACGCACGAGUCUGGCUCUCCAUGCGCAGGACGAUUCAGCUAAACAUAUGGAUCCUGACUAUUGUGGAUCCUGCUACUCUGCACCUGCACCGGCAAACGCGCAGAAAUCAGGCUGCUGCAACACCUGCGAUGAAGUGCGCGAAGCCUAUGCUUCUAACAGCUGGUCAUUUGGAAAAGGAGAGGGUGUUGAGCAAUGCGAAAGAGAAGGCUACGGAGAAAAACUUGAUGCCCAGCGUAAGGAGGGAUGCCGCAUCGAGGGCGGUGUACGCGUCAACAAGGUCGUUGGAAAUUUCCAUAUAGCUCCUGGCCGGAGUUUCAGCAACGGCAACAUGCAUGUUCACGAUCUGAACAACUACUUCGAUACUCCCGUGGAAGGGGGCCACACCUUCUCACAUGAAAUCCACGAACUUCAUUUUGGGCCAAAGCUGCCGGCAGAUAUCGUGGACAAAUGGAGUGACCAUCACCAUGACAAUCCAUUGGAUGGAACAUCACAGCAAACCGACGAUCCAGCCUUCAAUUUCAUGUACUUCGUGAAAGUGGUCUCCACCUCAUUUAUACCCCUUGGCUGGGAUGCCAAGUUAUCGUCCUCGAUCCACACUGCAUAUCAAGACAUUGUCCCUAUAGGCACCCACGGAUAUCUGGGCCAUGGAACCAUUGAAACCCAUCAAUAUUCCGUCACGUCUCACAAACGAUCCUUAAGAGGUGGUAAUGACGCAGCCGAAGGCCACAAAGAGAGGCUGCAUGCUCGGGAUGGCAUUCCAGGGGUUUUCUUCUCCUAUGAUAUCAGUCCGAUGAAGGUUAUCAAUCGCGAAGCAAGGCCAAAGACCUUUACUGGCUUUCUUACGGGCAUCUGUGCAGUCAUUGGGGGCACGUUGACUGUCGCAGCAGCAAUCGAUCGAGGUGUGUAUGAAGGCAGCACGAGGUUGAAAAAGCUGCACCAGCGGUAA
Molecule: messenger RNA, 1302 nt
Organism: Endocarpon pusillum Z07020
Lineage: Eukaryota; Fungi; Ascomycota; Eurotiomycetes; Verrucariales; Verrucariaceae
Exons: 2
Coding region: 1-1302 (433 amino acids)
Biological process (GO): endoplasmic reticulum to Golgi vesicle-mediated transport; retrograde vesicle-mediated transport, Golgi to endoplasmic reticulum
Cellular component (GO): COPII-coated ER to Golgi transport vesicle; endoplasmic reticulum membrane; endoplasmic reticulum
Source: RefSeq, a predicted model, not a curated record